This is a messenger RNA of Lepus europaeus (European hare), 6342 nucleotides long. RefSeq names its product integrator complex subunit 6 (gene INTS6). Bases 504 to 3170 code for a protein of 888 amino acids. The record is from RefSeq and is a predicted model, not a curated record. NCBI's taxonomy places the organism in Eukaryota, Metazoa, Chordata, Mammalia, Lagomorpha, Leporidae. The transcript is spliced from 18 exons. Gene Ontology annotation, biological process: snRNA 3'-end processing. Gene Ontology annotation, cellular component: integrator complex.
GGGCUGAGAAAGUGGUGACACCGCCGGGGUGCGGAGGGAGUCCCUGAAACUUCUCCCAACAGCCCCAGGGCCAAUCUCCCCUCAGCCCACUCCCCUCUUCGCCAGCUCCCAGGUCCCCACUCCCUGCACCGGGGGUGGGGUGGGGGAGCCAGGCCCGUCUCCCGCUGGGACACACACAGGGGCCGGGAGCGGGGACGGGACCCCCGAGGCGGGGGGGACGGACCGACAGACAGACGGCCGGGCGCCCGCCCCAGCGGGCAGGCAGGCAGGAGGAGGCGGAGGCGGGGGUACGACGGGGAGGACUGGGUCUGGGGAGUUUCCUCUCAACUAUCGGGGGAGAAACUCCCCGCAGCCGGAGGAAAGACCCAGACGGUGUUUUCCUCCCGGGGGCCGCGCUCCCCCGCCCCGCGUAGCGGCGGCCACUGCCGCCGCCGCCGGCGCCUCCACCUCUACCAUCUCCUCUUUCUCCACCACCUCGGGCCCCGGUGUCCCCGGCCAGCACUAUGCCCAUCUUACUGUUCCUGAUAGACACGUCUGCCUCUAUGAACCAGCGCAGCCAUCUGGGCACCACCUACCUGGACACGGCCAAAGGCGCGGUAGAGACCUUCAUGAAGCUCCGUGCCCGGGACCCUGCCAGCAGAGGAGACAGGUAUAUGCUGGUCACUUUCGAAGAGCCGCCCUAUGCUAUCAAGGCCGGAUGGAAAGAAAACCAUGCAACGUUUAUGAAUGAACUGAAAAACCUUCAGGCUGAAGGACUUACGACUCUUGGCCAAUCCCUAAGGACAGCUUUUGAUUUAUUAAAUUUAAAUAGAUUAGUAACUGGCAUAGACAACUAUGGGCAGGGAAGAAACCCUUUUUUCUUGGAGCCAGCAAUAAUUAUCACAAUUACUGAUGGGAGCAAGUUGACUACUACCAGUGGGGUACAGGAAGAGCUCCAUUUACCUCUUAAUUCUCCUUUGCCUGGAAGUGAAUUGACCAAGGAACCUUUCCGCUGGGAUCAGAGACUCUUUGCAUUAGUGUUGCGCUUGCCUGGCACCAUGUCAGUAGAAUCAGAACAGUUGACAGGCGUGCCUUUGGAUGAUUCUGCCAUCACACCAAUGUGUGAAGUGACAGGCGGCCGUUCAUACUCUGUGUGUUCUCCAAGAAUGCUUAAUCAGUGUCUGGAGUCGUUGGUGCAGAAAGUGCAAAGUGGGGUGGUAAUAAACUUUGAAAAAGCAGGACCAGAUCCUUCCCCUGUAGAAGAUGGACAGCCAGAUAUAUCAAGACCUUUUGGAUCUCAACCUUGGCAUAGCUGUCACAAACUCAUAUAUGUCAGACCAAAUCCUAAAACAGGGGUUCCUAUAGGUCAUUGGCCUGUUCCAGAAUCUUUUUGGCCAGACCAGAAUUCUCCCACACUACCACCUCGUACAUCUCAUCCUGUAGUGAAGUUUUCUUGCACCGACUGUGAACCAAUGGUUAUUGAUAAACUGCCUUUUGACAAAUACGAGUUGGAGCCUUCACCACUGACUCAGUUUAUCCUGGAAAGGAAAUCUCCUCAAACAUGUUGGCAGGUAUAUGUGAGCAAUAGUGCAAAAUAUAGUGAACUUGGUCAUCCUUUUGGUUACUUGAAAGCCAGUACAGCACUGAAUUGUGUCAAUUUAUUUGUGAUGCCUUACAAUUAUCCAGUCCUUCUUCCCCUCUUAGAUGACUUGUUUAAAGUGCAUAAAGCAAAACCAACAUUGAAAUGGAGACAGUCAUUUGAAAAUUAUUUGAAGACAAUGCCUCCCUACUAUCUUGGGCCUUUGAAGAAAGCAGUUAGAAUGAUGGGAGCACCUAAUCUGAUAGCAGACAGUAUGGAAUAUGGACUUAGUUACAGUGUCAUUUCAUACCUCAAAAAGUUGAGUCAACAGGCCAAAAUAGAAUCUGAUCGAGUCAUUGGAUCUGUAGGCAAAAAAGUAGUACAGGAAACUGGUAUUAAAGUCAGAAGUCGAUCACAUGGUUUAUCAAUGGCAUAUAGGAAAGAUUUUCAACAACUGCUCCAGGGAAUUUCAGAGGAUGUCCCUCACAGACUGCUAGAUCUUAACAUGAAGGAAUACACUGGGUUCCAAGUUGCUUUGCUAAAUAAGGAUUUGAAGCCUCAGACAUUUAGAAAUGCUUAUGACAUACCAAGACGUAAUCUUUUGGAUCACUUGACAAGAAUGCGAUCUAAUCUUUUGAAGAGCACCCGUAAAUUUCUUAAAGGACAGGAUGAAGAUCAAGUACACAGUGUUCCUAUAGCACAAAUGGGAAAUUACCAGGAAUACCUCAAGCAAGUACCUUCUCCACUACGAGAACUUGAUCCCGAUCAACCUCGAAGGUUGCAUACAUUUGGCAACCCAUUUAAGCUGGAUAAAAAGGGUAUGAUGAUAGAUGAAGCAGAUGAAUUUGUGGCUGGACCUCAAAAUAAACAUAAGCGACCUGGAGAACCAAAUAUGCAAGGGAUCCCUAAAAGACGUCGGUGUAUGUCUCCCCUCCUGCGAGGCAGACAACAGAAUCCUGUAGUGAACAAUCAUAUUGGAGGAAAAGGACCACCUGUACCUAUGACUCAAGCACAGCCAGAUCUUAUUAAACCCCUUCCUCUUCAUAAAAUUUCAGAAACCACUAAUGAUUCAACAAUAGAUGAUGUGAUUGAAAAUCAUGUUGCAGACCAACUUUCAUCAGAUGUUACACCAAAUGCUAUGGAUACUGAAUUUUCAACAUCAUCUUCUCCAGCCAAUUUACUGGAACGACCAACCAAUCAUACAGAGGCUCUUGGUCAUGAUCAUUUAGGAACUAAUGACCUCAGUGUUGGUGGAUUUUUAGAAAAUCAUGAGGAACCAAGAGAUAAAGAACAAUGUGCUGAGGAGAACAUACCAGCAUCUUCACUCAACAAAGGAAAGAAAUUGAUGCAUUGCAGAAGCCAUGAAGAGGUCAACACUGAACUAAAAGCACAAAUAAUGAAAGAGAUCCGAAAACCAGGAAGAAAAUAUGAAAGAAUCUUCACUUUACUGAAGCAUGUGCAAGGCAGUUUACAAACAAGACUAAUAUUUUUACAAAAUGUCAUUAAGGAAGCAUCAAGGUUUAAAAAACGAAUGCUAAUAGAACAACUGGAGAACUUCUUGGAUGAAAUUCAUCGAAGAGCUAAUCAGAUCAACCACAUUAAUAGCAAUUAAAAGAAAAUAGAAUGUGGCCAUUUAUUUCACUGUCUUCUCCAAAUACAAAGUAAAUACAAGACUGUUGUGAUCUUGCAUUCAUUUUUUUGACAUGCAUUGUUGGCUACUUGAAAUACUAAGAGCAAGUCUACAGAUCCUUUUUCCAUCAUUUUACAGUGACCUUUUCUUCAUUUUGGUUUAUUUUUGUAAUGUGAAAAGUAUCACUCUAAAAAACAUUUUUAUUUAACAAACUAAAAAUAAUUCCUCCAAAUCUCUUGCUUGUCAUUGACUCUUGCGUGUCAAUUUCCCUCAGGUUCUAUUUUCUUAAACCAACCUUUAAAAUUGUCACCUCUGUUAAGGUUGAACUUUGCCAAAAAAAAAAAAAAUUAAAAAGAAGUUACUUUGUAAUUUUUGGGGAAAAAAAGCACAUACAUUAAAACUAGGUAAUGUUUUGUAUAUACAGUUAUUUUGGAUAUAUUAUUGUAAGUUGUACAAAUGUAUUUUGAAGAAUAUUUAAGAAAAGCACUUUUGUUAUUCCAUCAAUAAAUGCUCUAUUUUACUCUUGUGUGGUUUAGGAAAUAAUCACAUUUAAAGUAAUCACUCAAAAAAACAUCUUAAGACAAUGGAAUUUUAAAGGCCUUGCUUUAUAGCAUUGGAAAAAUGCACACUUGAAGUUCAUAUUUGUUAAACCUAACUGUAAUUACAUGUUACAUAGUCUGCAUUGUCUUUUUACUAUGUUUGUGGUUUUUGUUGGCCAAGCCAACAUACUCCCGUUUCUGUCUAGGUUAAUGGGAGUGACUAAUUGUCUGUGGCAGAUAGACAGACACUUUCAAAGCUAUUUAAAAAGCAGACAACUUUGGACAUUAUUGGUUUCCUUAUUUCCCUUCAACUGUGUUUUCUUUCUUACUAGGAUUGUAACGGCACUAAGUGGAGGCUGUUAGGGAGUGGUUAAGUUUGGGAUACACUGUAUACUCUGAAAUUUUAGCAAUUUGAUACCAUGCUUAUUAAAAAAGCCCACAAUUUAGAGGUUCCAAGGGGGCUCUCAUGUUCUGCUCUGCUGUUCUCACACUGAAAUUCUCCAUUUUAUUUAGAAAUUAAAUGAAAAGGAAACAUUUCAGAAGACUUUGCCCAUUUUGCAUUCUCCCCGAGUUAUACAGGAUAAGGAAAACCAACACUUCAUUUUCUACUCUCAAUCCAGUGUGGCCUUGUGUGUCAUGACUGGGGAAGCAGUCCUGUGGCCUGACUCAUUCAUAUUUCGUAGAUCACUGCUGUGCCUUUCAGCGGUUUGGGAGUGCCCCGUAGAAAAGAUAGUUAAAGAUUUGAAUUAACAGAGCAAAAUAAACAUAUACAAUUGAACUAUUUUAAGUCCAUAAUAUUGGAAAACCACAUAUCCUUAACUUUUACAUUUUAUCAAAACAUUUUUUUAAGCUUUGAGAGUAUAGCUAAAUGAAAUUGUAACUUGUUAUGAAGUAAAGCAGAGAUGAAAGUGGAGAAUGUGCUUGAGAUCUUCUAAUUCAGUCAAGGGGACUUGAGACUCUCCCAAUACUGAAGAUAAACCCUGCCAAGGAAAAGAAGCUUUUAAUGUUAGCAUUGUGUAAUAUUCUCAUAUGCAGUUCUCUAAAGCUUUUUUACCUCUACAAAACACCUUUAAGUAAAGCAAGAUAUCACUCAGUAGAUUAGGAAUUGUUAAGGAAACUGCCUGCAGUCAGCAUUGCUAAAUUCAACACGAGCUACACAAAAUUCCAGAAUAUAUUGUCUGGUCUUAAAUUAGAUAGAGUUAGUUCCUGAGAGUAACAGACGGGAUUAGAAGUCAUUCAGAUAAAAGUCCAUGUUUGACAAGAACCUCUAGGACAGAAUCAGUCUAUUCCAAUAGUUAGCAGUUCUCCUUAUUUAAAAGUUUUUAUUUCCAUCUCACAAGUUGCACAAGGGGUAAUUAUCCUUUAGACCCCAGCAUUGUAUGCAUUUUUCAGAUUGAACUCUUAAGGGAGUUGGGAAUAGCAGUCUAUUCUGUCUUCUUUUGUCCUUUAUCUCUCUGCCACUAUGCUCUUUGCAUCUUCAUCCCAAAACCUAGUUCUACAGUUUUAAGUUCAUCAUAACUACAGCUUAACAUCCCAUUUCUCUCAAAAAACUAAGAGUACGUUAGUUAAUUUGUGAAAUACUUAACUGUGGAAUUCAUCUUGUCAGCAGAGGGGCAGGGGAUUUUAUCUGGGGAGAACAGCAUGCCUUUUAAUCUCUUUAUAUCACUGGAUGACCUUCGGCUUGAUAAGUGAUAUCCUCCAAAAGUUUAAUCUUGAGGUUUGUAGAUUAUUUAUUAUUUUUCAUGUUUCUGUAUUUGUCCCAUCUGUCAAUUGAUUGGUUUAUUAGUUGUUUUUUUUUUUUAAUCAGAUUUGUUUGGAGUGGUGAAGGGCUGAGAUUCAUUUUUAAUCUCUUCAAUAACCAUCGCCAGAGGAGAAACCACUUUGCUUUGUCUGAUGUGGGCAGAUGCCUCCCAGAAGGAGAGGGAAAUAAAUUCACAAUGAUUAUACUUAGAUUUGCUACCGAUUAUGGAACUGGUUUUAGAUUAACCUUAUAUUUUCAUUCUAAUAACUAAGGCAGUUCUGAAAGUCAUAUUGAAUUUAGUGGUGUGUCCUUUCCUACUUUGAGGAUUUUACAUCAUUUUUAUGUAGUUAAAUUCCAAAAACAGUCUUUCUCUUUUAACCAUCAUCAACCUUUAUUGGCUGUCAACUUUUAGUAAUGGCUUUUAUGUUCAAGUUUAGUCCUGUUUCCAUUAUUCCUUGAAGGGGCAGAACCUGUCAUUAUUUUCAUCUUUCAGUUUCUUGACAUGUAUCCUUUCUAAGAGAAGGCUCUGCUGCCUAUUCUGAGUGAUGAAUGACAUUUUCAUCUAAUCACUAUGGGUUUGGGGUGAUCAUGGUGAAAUACUGAGAAGAUAUAUUCUGUCGAUGGACUUUUUCUCUCCAAAUAAUCCCCAAAUAGAUUAUUUUCUAGUGAAUGAUUAUAUUCAUCCUUUUUGUCACAAAAAAAUGUUCCUUUGAUUUCUAGCACACGUUACAGCAGUAUACAAAUGAUUCUCAGAUAAAAUGAUGUUGACAGUAUUUCCUUAAUAAUUUGUGUAAAACUAUGCAUACUUUUCAUUAUUCUAACUUCUGACAUUUUUUUCUCCAUAAAUAAAAGUAAAGCCUGAUGUUUAGUUAAA